AUGGACGAGAUCCUCAGUCGUGGACAUGCAGAGUUGGCACCACCCAUAAAGGAAGACGAGGAAGUUUGGUAUCUGCCCAUCUUCGGGGUAUAUCACCCUCAAAAGAAGGACCAGAUCAGAGCUGUGUUUGACUCCUCAGCUGAGAUAGAUGGCAUUUCGUUAAACAAGGUCCACGUGUUUGGCAACACAACGUCUCCAGCGGUGGCCACUUACGGGCUGCAAAAAACUGCUAGCGAGUCGGAGACAACUUACGGAUUGGACGUCAGGGAAUUCGUGGAGAGAAACUUUUAUGUGGACGAUGCGCUGACGUCACUUGCUACUCCUGUGGAAGUCAUCUCUCUCCUACAGAGGACUCAGGACGCACUUCGCAUCGGCGUCACACAGGAGGAGAAACCGUACACGCGGAGAGGCGUCUUGUCACGUGUCAACAGUCUCUACGAUCCUUUGGGAUUCAUUGCACCUACCACAAUACAAGGACGGCUUCUUCUCAGGAAGGUUGUAUCGGCCACCGAUGAUUGGGACGAUCCACUGCCUCCCGACUUGCGAGAUGAAUGGGAGCAGUGGGUGGAGUCUUUGCAAGAGUUGAACAAUCUUACCGUGCCUCGUUCUUACGGUCCGAUUUCGAUCUACAAUGCGUCCUCAAAGGAUGUCCAUAUUUUCUCGGAUGCUUCGGAGAAGGCAAUAGGAGCCGUCGCCUACAUCAGAACCUUGGAUGAACAAGGAAACGCGCAUCUAGGAUUUGUACUUGGCAAAUCGAAACUUGCCCCUAGCCAUGGACAUACAAUUCCAAGAUUAGAGCUCUGUGGCGCUGUUCUCGCCGUUGAAAUUGCAAAGUCUAUAGCAGAGCACCUAGAUAUGCCGUUGUCAAACUUCCACUUCUACUCGGACAGCCGUGUCGUGUUAGGUUAUAUUUCUAACGAAAACAGGAGAUUUUAUACCUACGUGGCUAACCGUGUCGAGAGAAUACGUCAAGUGACUGACCCACCACAGUGGUUCUUCGUAUCGACAGAGCACAAUCCUGCCACAAGAACAUUGGCACCUUCCGAGUUGUCGAGCAGCAUGUGGCUGUCAGGCCCGUCCUUCUGGUUACGAGAUAAGGAUACUAAGGAGUCGCAAGAGACUCUGUAUAAUCUGGAGAAUCCUGACCUUGACAAAGAAGUGCGACCGGAGGUUAAGACUUACAAAACAGAGAUCAAAACAUUCGAUUGGACACAUCGCUUCGAAAAGUUUUCGACAUGGAACAAUCUCGUUGUCGCUAUUGCACGUUUGCAAAAAUUUGCGAAGUCUAUUUCCAAAACUGCGUUCGCUGGAUCGAGUGCUUCGUCACCGUUAAGUGUACAGGACAAGGAACGAGCGCAAAUGUUCAUUCUUCAACAUGUUCAACGUGACGCAUAUCACAAAGACAUGCAGUGCCUUAAGGAACGCAAAUCUUUACCUAAGGAUAGUUCGGUGUCGUCUCUAGAUCCAACCUUGAGCACGGAAUGUUGA
Mizuhopecten yessoensis (Yesso scallop) is the source of this 1488-nucleotide messenger RNA. RefSeq lists its product as uncharacterized. Bases 1 to 1488 code for a protein of 495 amino acids. NCBI's taxonomy places the organism in Eukaryota, Metazoa, Mollusca, Bivalvia, Pectinida, Pectinidae. The transcript has 3 exons. The record is from RefSeq and is a predicted model, not a curated record.